AUGUUACAGAAUGAAAUAGAUAAAAUUAAGGCCAAGAUAGAGGAUUUGAUAGAUGAGAAAACCACAAAUAAAAAAAUUUUAGAAGAUAAAAAUAAGAUGUUAGAGAGAAUAACUGAAGAGAAAGAGUUAUUAAACCAAGUAUUAAACUGGUAA
This is a messenger RNA of Theileria parva strain Muguga, 153 nucleotides long. RefSeq lists its product as uncharacterized. The record is from RefSeq and is a predicted model, not a curated record. The coding region runs from base 1 to 153 and encodes 50 amino acids. Lineage: Eukaryota; Apicomplexa; Aconoidasida; Piroplasmida; Theileriidae. The transcript has a single exon.